Molecule: messenger RNA, 3227 nt
Organism: Symsagittifera roscoffensis
Lineage: Eukaryota; Metazoa; Xenacoelomorpha; Acoela; Convolutidae
Product: zinc finger protein 184-like
Exons: 10
Coding region: 5-3091 (1028 amino acids)
Biological process (GO): regulation of transcription by RNA polymerase II
Cellular component (GO): nucleoplasm
Molecular function (GO): DNA-binding transcription repressor activity, RNA polymerase II-specific; RNA polymerase II cis-regulatory region sequence-specific DNA binding
Source: RefSeq, a predicted model, not a curated record
GAUAAUGUCGGGGAGUAUCUCCAGAACUCCUUCAAAACUUUCAGAAAUGUUUUUCUCAUUUGCUGAUACAAGCUUUGAAAAAGUUUAUGCGAAACUCCAGAAAGAUAUAAAGCUUGUCGAAAGUCUGAGUAAUGAAUCGGAGUCUGCUUGUAAUUUCCAACAUCGCUCACCAAUCAAGCAAAGAUUUAAGUUCACGCCAUUUACUUAUGCUAGUGGCGAAAGGUUAAUAUACGUGAAUCCCAAUGAGAAAACAAUGCGAGUUGGCUCAGUUGAAAUCAAUGAUAAUGACAUAUCCAGAGAAGAUGCUCCUGCUCAAACAGGAACUUUGCAUCACUGGAGCCAGGUUUCCGAACACCCUCUCAAGAAAGACGAGUCAUUUUUUGAUUUCCCUGAUGAAGCAGUGACAUCUGAAGAGAUCAUAUCUUAUGAAGACGAUCCGCAUAAUAUUAACAGUUAUAAACACCUUCUAUCUUAUGAAUCAGAUAGUGCUCUGGACGAAGUAGAUGAAGAGGAAUAUGACGAUCGCUUUGGAGGCGAAGAAGCGUCUGAUAUUGAAAAUGCAGUUCUGGAAAGUUCUUUAUCUGUUGAUCCACAUUUUUAUCACGCCUACUUUGCGAGGCCGAAGCCAAAGAUCUGCGAUGAAACAGAGCUACAAAAAGUACAAGAUGAAAAUAUUUUCCAACGCCUGGGAGCAGGUUUUAAACCUCCGUUACGAAUGCCUGAUAGUUGCCACCCGCAGAUUCCAAAAACACAAGUUUUACCAAACAGUAAUCGAUUAGCUGCAAUAAAUACACCAAUUGAGGGAUGCAGUUUGUCAGACAACGAAAGUGCGAAUUGUGAUAGAUCUCUAGACUUGGAAGACGGAAUCGAAAAUAUGAUCAAAAUGGCAUCUAGUCAGACGACAGGUAGUCCUAAGAAGUCAAAAAACAGUAAGCCUAAGUUUGAUGUGUACAAACAUAUCAGAGCAGACGGCGACAGUUUAAUUGAGAGUAAUCAGAAUGUGCAUCAUUGUGGUAUUUGUGGGAAUUAUGCAGCGUUGACGAAAGAGACAUUAGAAAAGCAUUGGAGAACUCAUUACAAAGAGAGGCCACAUAAGUGUCCUCGUUGCGAGAAGGCCUUCAGCUCGAUCUACUUACUGAACAGUCAUCUUAACACGCACGCAGACAUCAAAGACUUCUUCUGUUCUCUGUGUAGUCUGAGUUUCGCAUCUAAGUCUGAGCUGUCCCGACAUAAGAGGUACAAACACACCGAAGACAAACCCUACAAGUGCACCGAAUGUGACUAUGCCUCAGUGGAGUCUACGAAGUUGAAGCGACACAUGAGAACUCAUACUGGUGAGAGGCCGUUCAAGUGUCACUUGUGCUCCUACUGCUGCACAGACAACUUCAAGCUGAAGAGACAUGUGAAGACGCACACGGGGGAGAAGCCGUUCUCCUGUCCCCUCUGCAUGUUCAAGUUCAGCCAACACGCAUCACUCAAGCAACACCUGCUAGGACAUACGGGAAACAAACCAAAGUAUAUAAAAACAAGAAUAAACUGCUGCUUUGCAAGCAAAGCAGAAGGGUUCGAAUCUCUUGUUUUUGCAAAAAAGCUUGAAUUGAAUAGAUGUGAAGAAUUUCUCAUCGGAAAAAAGUGUCCUCGUUGCGAGAAGGCCUUCAGCUCGAUCUACUUACUGAACAGUCAUCUUAACACGCACGCAGACAUCAAAGACUUCUUCUGUUCUCUGUGUAGUCUGAGUUUCGCAUCUAAGUCUGAGCUGUCCCGACAUAAGAGGUACAAACACACCGAAGACAAACCCUACAAGUGCACCGAAUGUGACUAUGCCUCAGUGGAGUCUACGAAGUUGAAGCGACACAUGAGAACUCAUACUGGUGAGAGGCCGUUCAAGUGUCACUUGUGCUCCUACUGCUGCACAGACAACUUCAAGCUGAAGAGACAUGUGAAGACGCACACGGGGGAGAAGCCGUUCUCCUGUCCCCUCUGCAUGUUCAAGUUCAGCCAACACGCAUCACUCAAGCAACACCUGCUAGGACAUACGGGAAACAAACCAAAGUACCAAUGUGAGUACUGCAGUGUGACGUGUUCUCGCAACAGUGACUUGAAACAGCACGUGAUGAAGCUACACACGAGUAACAAGCCCCAGAGAUGCAGACUGUGUGGGGCCUCAUUCCCCGACAGACACAAUCUGAAGCAGCACAUGAGGAGACACAGGGGGGAGAAGUUGUUGCAGUGCGAAGAGUGUCACUACAAGACUAACAGCCACAGACAUCUCCAGGAACACAACAGGAUACACACUGGUGAGAAGCCAUUCAUCUGUUCUCAUUGCGGUCAGCAGUUCCGACUUAAGCAGGGCCUACGUGCCCAUUCGAACCGAGUUCACCCCGAGUUGAAAUGGACACGACUCUCAGAAGAAGCGGACAAAGUUGAAACCAAUUAUCAGACGGGAGAAAAUGUGGCAGUGUUUGUGUGCUCGCUAUGUCAACAACAAACAGGUACUAAAAAUACAAUGCGUCAGCAUCUCAGAACUGUACAUGAAAUGACGGUGGAAGAAAUUGAAAUCGCGUUGCCGACUUGUGUACAGGUCCAGGAAGGCCAAAACGACCAAAUGUCACAAGAUCAUUUGUCAACGAAUGGAAAUGAGAAGAACUCUGAUUCAACUAUAAUGGUCACGUGUACACCUGAUCGAGUCUCCGCUUCGGUAGUAAGAAGUUAUGAAAACAACGCAGAAACUAUCCCAGUAUCGAGUGAUUCGUAUAUAGAAGCAAUUUUUAUUCUCUCAAGAGACGAGAGUGAAAGACUCAGUGUAAUGGUAGAGCCAGAAAUUCUGUGCAAUCAAACGCUUCUUCAGUCUUUGCAGUCGGCACUGGAACAAAAUGUCAUAAUGAAAGAAAUUGCGUCUUUAAAUUACAAAAGAUUGCAUUCUGCAGAUGAUGAUUUGAAAUUACCAAAAGAAUUGACAGAAAAUGAGGAGCAGUUUGCGGUAACAGGACAAGAAACACUUAAUACCACUGAAAAUGGAAAUAAUAGCGAAAACUUAACAGUAGAAAAAGUGCCUGAAUUUUCAACUAUAGAUACCUCGGUGCUUCAAUAAUUAAAUUAAUUUGUAAGUUAAAUUUUUGUUCUAUCUUGGAGUUUCUUUUAACAACUCUACUCUGGUUCUAUUAUCCUUGCUCUUAAUAAAAAAUUGUGCAAUUUAGACAGUAUAAGUUAGUAUUUAAUCGAUUAUA